GCACGAUAAAAAACGAAACUAAAACCGCUUUUCUGUGUUACAAAAUGGCGGUCGUAAGGAAGAAGGACGGAGGACCGAAUGUUAAAUAUUUCGAGUCUGUCGAAACUGUUUCUCAAUUUGACGGUAUAAGGCAGUGGUUACAGAAAAACUGCAAAAAAUAUACUCAAGCAGAACCUCCAACUAAUAAAGGUCUUGCAAGUUUGGUAAUUCAGUUAAUUCAGUUUCAAGAAGAUGCUUUUGGAAAAAAUGUCAGCAAACCACCGUUAACAAGAUUACCGAUGAAAUGUUUUUUGGAUUUUAGACCAGGAGGUUCUCUCUGUCAUAUUCUUGCUGCAGUUUAUAAAUUUAAAGGAGAACAAGGAUGGAGGCGCUUCGACUUUCAGUCCCCAUCAAGAAUGGAUCGUAAUGUUGAAAUGUUUAUGACUAUAGAAAAGACUUUAGUUCAGAAUAAAUGUUUGUCUCUACCAUGCAUUUAUAUAAUGCCAGAAAUAGAUAAACAACUUGUUCCGAGAUUAAAAGAUAUAAUAAAACGUCAUCAAGGCACAAUUUCUGAAACAUUAGAUGAAGCUUCUCACAUUGUAUAUCCAUUAGUUCCAAAGAUAGAAGGAUCAGAUGAAUGGGUUAGAGUAGUAAUGAAAAGAGAUAAAAAUGUAAUGUUACAUUGGUGGUUUUAUCCAGAUAGUUAUGAUACUUGGGUUCCUGGAUUAGAAAUAGAUCAAGAUCCUGAUUCACCACAACCUGUUACAGGUCCUUUUGAAGUAAGUGUUUUAUUAUUAUUAGCAGGUGAUGCUUUAACUGCCUUGACCAUCCAACCAGUACCACCAUUCAUUUGUAAUGCAGUUGCACUGUUUGUAUUUAUGAAGGGAAGAAGACGGUCAAGAUCAAGAUAUACAUUAGAAGAGUUGCUUUGUGGUGAUAGUGACAGAAGAGACAAGAAAGGUGCAAAGAAACGGAAAAGAUCACCAUCCCCUCCCGUGGACAAAAGAAAACGAAAAGGAGGUGGUCGAAGCCCUGCCAUUGGUAAUAAGAAGAAAUCUUUACGUGGUGAUGAUGAAGGUGAUGAUUUGACAAAGGAUAUGGAAGAACCUUCACCAGAACCAAAUAUGCAAGAAGUACAUCUUCCCAGAAAUUUAAAUAAUCCUCGAAGUACUAAAGACAAUGAAUUACAGCCUAUUAAAGGGGGAACAUUUGUUGAUCUUGAUGGAAAUGAUAUGGAUGAAAAGAUGGAAAAAGAUGAUAUUAAAGGUAGAUCUUCCCGUCCUUCUUCACCUAUUGGACAAAAUCGUAAUGAAAAAAAUGAUGAUAAUCAAGAUGAUAAUGUUACUGAACAGGCUAACCAUAUUAUUAUUCCAAGUUAUGCUGCAUGGUUUGAUUAUAAUAGUAUUCAUGCUAUUGAAAGAAGAGGGUUACCAGAAUUUUUUAAUGCUAAAAAUAAAUCUAAGACUCCUGAAGUGUAUAUUGCAUAUAGGAAUUUCAUGAUUGAUACUUAUCGUCUAAAUCCCACUGAAUAUUUGACUGUUACAGCUUGCAGAAGAAAUUUAGCAGGAGAUGUUUGUGCUAUUAUGAGGGUUCAUGCUUUUCUGGAACAAUGGGGCUUGGUGAAUUAUCAAGUUGAUGCUGAUAGUCGACCUACUCCAAUGGGACCACCAUCCACUUCACAUUUUCAUGUUUUAGUUGACACACCUUCAGGACUUCAACCACUUAAUCCUCCACGUAUUCAACAACCUUCAGCUGCUCAACAAAUGCUGAAUUUAGAUAAGACUAAAGAAUGUGUUGAAAAUAAGCCUGAUGAUCCAGCUUCAAAAGCUCAGUUAGGUGAUAAUUUUGGUUUACGAAUGGAUCAAUAUGCAAAGAAGAAUGCAUAUAUGAAAAACAAAGCAGCAGCAACUGUUUCAAGAGAAUGGACAGAACAAGAAACAUUAUUAUUACUUGAAGCUCUAGAAAUGUUUAAAGACGAUUGGAAUAAAGUAUGUGAGCAUGUUGGUAGUCGAACACAAGAUGAAUGUAUUCUCCAUUUUCUAAGAUUACCAAUAGAAGAUCCUUAUUUAGAUGAUCCAUGUGCAGGAGGAGGUGCUUUGGGACCUUUAGCAUAUCAACCAAUUCCAUUUUCAAAAUCUGGAAAUCCAAUCAUGUCAACUGUAGCAUUUUUAGCAUCAGUGGUAGACCCAAGAGUUGCAGCAGCUGCAGCAAAAGCUGCAAUGGGUGAGAUUGCAGGAACCGUUGAAAAAGAAGAAGUUGAAGAAGGAAGAGAGAAAAUAGAAAAAGAUACAAAAGAUCCCUCGCUGGUUAAUUCAGCUCAACAACAUUUAGAAGUCAAGGUUGAGAAGAAUGUACAGAACGAAAGAUCUGAAUCAAUGGAAAUUGAACAAAAUCAAGUCAGUAAGCAAGAAGAAAAGGAUAUGGAACUAGAUAACAGAACAGAAGAAAGAACACAGCCACAGCUAAAAACAGAACAGUGUGAAACAUUUGAAGAAGGUGAAAAAGAAGAAAUGGAAGAACAACAAGAAGCAACACCAAAACCUGAAACUGAUCAUGAUAGAUUAAUUAAAGAUGCUCAAUUGUCAACUGCUGCAGCUGCAGCCUUAGGAGCUGCUGCAGUUAAAGCAAAACAUCUUGCUGCUGUGGAAGAAAGAAAAAUAAAAUCACUAGUUGCCCUACUAGUAGAAACACAAAUGAAAAAGUUGGAAAUUAAAUUAAGGCACUUUGAAGAAUUAGAAGCAAUUAUGGAUCGUGAACGUGAAACACUGGAAUACCAGAGACAGCAGUUGAUUCAGGAACGUCAACAGUUUCAUAUGGAACAGCUGAGGGCAGCUGAAUUCCGAGCUCGUCAACAAGCUCAAGCUUUGUUGCUGGCUCAACAGGGUGGUACAAAUGGCAUUCCACCACCACAUGGAGCUUCACUGGAUCAAACUCAAGGAGUGGGUGCCACUGGUGACCCACCAGGCAAUCUCCAAGGUCAGUUCCCUGCCCAACCUCGGCCAAUGUUUCACCAGACAAGGUAUCCUCCCAUGGGUGUCCCAUCCUACACUCAACCUGCAAGUCAGCCUCCCCCCCAUGGGAAUUAUCCUGUUAUCCAUCAACAACAACAGUUAAUGCCUGGAGCUCCAAAUACUAUUCCUCACCAUCCUACUCCUCAACCUCAUGUUGUAAUCCAUCCUCCCACCUCUAUUCCUCGUGCUGGUCUCUAUCCAGUACCACCAACCUCUAACUAUCCCCCACUCGAUGUCGGACAGGGGCCAAGACCCCCUUCUGGCACACAGGCACCACCUAAUAUGAUUGCUGGCAACAACAAUCCUGUUCCAGCUGUACAGCCAAUGACUGCAGUCCAAUCUGUUCCAAAUCAAUCAAGUGGAAGUGACACACCCUCCCUUACAAGUCCUUGUGGUCCACCAUCUCAAACACCGGGAGGAGAAGGUAGCGAUCUAAGUAAUGCUGAAAAUGAACAGAUGCUGCAACAGUCGGCAUCAAGCCAAUAAGAGUCAGAAGGUGCCUAGUUGUUUUAUCUUCCUCAUUAAUGUAUAACUGUAGAAAAAAUGUGAUCAUAAAGUUUAAUUGCUGCAUUAUAUAUUGGCUGUAUGUAGUAUGCAUCUUAAUUUUUUUUUAUCAUAUGCAUAUUUGUACUAUUCAUAAUAUGUCUUCAAAACAUUUUCCAUGACCAUUGUUAUUUGUUGUAACAGUAUAUUCAAUACUGUCAUGAUAUUGAUGGAAGAAUCAUUUAUAAUAAAAAAAGAAAAUAAAAUUUUACCGA
Molecule: messenger RNA, 3748 nt
Organism: Centruroides sculpturatus (bark scorpion)
Lineage: Eukaryota; Metazoa; Arthropoda; Arachnida; Scorpiones; Buthidae
Gene: mor
Product: SWI/SNF complex subunit SMARCC2-like
Exons: 25
Coding region: 45-3476 (1143 amino acids)
Biological process (GO): positive regulation of DNA-templated transcription
Cellular component (GO): SWI/SNF complex
Molecular function (GO): histone binding; DNA binding
Source: RefSeq, a predicted model, not a curated record